This is a messenger RNA of Athene cunicularia (burrowing owl), 3527 nucleotides long. RefSeq names its product BRCA1 associated protein 1 (gene BAP1). Gene Ontology annotation, cellular component: cytoplasm. Lineage: Eukaryota; Metazoa; Chordata; Aves; Strigiformes; Strigidae. Gene Ontology annotation, biological process: protein deubiquitination; ubiquitin-dependent protein catabolic process. The record is from RefSeq and is a predicted model, not a curated record. Gene Ontology annotation, molecular function: cysteine-type deubiquitinase activity. The transcript has 18 exons. The coding region runs from base 263 to 2458 and encodes 731 amino acids.
CGGGGCUGGACAUGGCGGCGCGGCCCGGCCCGCGGGAAGAUGAAUAAGGGCUGGUUGGAGCUGGAGAGCGACCCUGGCCUUUGUGGGUAAUUGAGAACAACCUGUGUCACUCAGGAGUACAUGAGGAUGGUGUCUCCAUCCUGUGCAUGUCAGAGCUUGUCGUUGCUUUGCAGCUGAGUGGAUGGGUCAGACCCUCUCUCCCCAGGUAGCCCAGGAAGGGUGCUGAAGAGCCCAGUGUGGUGCUUGAGCAGCUGGGAGCAGGAUGGUCACAGGCAUCCUCUUCCCACUGUGUCAGAGAAGGUGGUUUCUGUGGUGGAGUCUUGGAGUUUGUUUUGCAGGUCUCUUCACACUCCUGGUUGAAGAUUUUGGGGUCAAGGGAGUGCAGGUUGAAGAGAUUUAUGAUCUGCAGAGCAAAUGCCAAGGCCCUGUGUAUGGGUUCAUCUUCCUGUUCAAGUGGAUUGAGGAGCGCAGAUCACGCCGGAAAGUCUCUACCCUGGUGGAUGAGACGUCGGUGAUCGAUGAUGACAUCGUUAAUAACAUGUUCUUUGCUCAUCAGCUGAUCCCCAAUUCCUGUGCCACCCAUGCCCUGCUGAGCGUCCUCCUGAACUGCAACAAUGUCGACCUGGGCCCCACGCUGAGCCGCAUGAAGGAUUUCACCAAAGGAUUUAGCCCUGAGAGUAAAGGCUAUGCCAUCGGCAAUGCCCCAGAGCUGGCCAAGGCCCACAACAGCCAUGCCAGGCCGGAGCCACGGCACUUGCCGGAAAAGCAGAAUGGUAUCAGCGCUGUGCGAACCAUGGAGGCUUUUCAUUUUGUCAGUUAUGUCCCCAUCAAGGGGCGGCUGUUUGAGCUGGACGGGCUCAAGGUCUAUCCCAUUGACCACGGGCCAUGGGCUGAUGAUGAGGAAUGGACAGACAAAGCCAGGAGAGUAAUCAUGGAGCGCAUCGGCCUGGCCACUGCAGGGGAGCCAUACCAUGACAUCCGCUUCAACCUGAUGGCUGUGGUGCCUGAUCGGAGGAUGAAGUAUGAGUCCAAGCUGCACAUCCUGAAGAUGAACCGCCAGACUGUGCUGGAGGCCUUGCAGCAGCUUAUCCGAGUAACUCAGCCGGAGCUGAUCCAGACCCAGAAGUCUCAGGAUUCUCAGCCUCCUGAAGAGGCAAAGCCAGUCAGCAGCAAGACUGUGACUCCAGAGAGCACCCAUCCAGAUGGCACUGACGAGCCCGCCAGCCAGGGCCACCCUGCAGCCACGCAGAGCCCACCCAACAAAUCCAAACCAGUGGCAAAGACGUCAGCAAGCGGUAUCAACGGGGCGCCUCUGGCGAACCCCAACCCCAUCGUGCAGAGGUUGCCGGCCUUCCUCGAUAAUCACAACUAUGCCAAGUCCCCUAUGCAGGAGGAGGAAGACCUUGCGGCAGGAGUGGGUCGCAGCCGGGUCCCAGUCCGACAGCACCAGCAGUACUCGGAUGAUGAAGAUGACUACGAUGAUGAUGAUGAGGAGGAAGUUCGUAACACCAACUCGGCCAUCAGGUACAAAAGGAAGGGACAGGUGAAGCAAGAGCACGUGGCAGGGGCUGCGGAUGGUCAGCUCUCCGUCCUGCAGCCCAACACCAUCAAUGUCCUGGCGGAGAAGCUGAAGGAAUCGCAAAAGGAUCUUUCCAUUCCACUGUCCAUCAAGACGAGCGGCGGGGGCGCUGCUGUGGCCGUGGUCACCCACUCCCAGCCCUCUCCCACCCCCAGCAACGAAAGCACCGACACCGCCUCUGAGAUCGGCAGCGCCUUCAACUCCCCGCUGCGCUCCCCCAUCCGCUCAGCCAACCCCACUCGCCCCUCCAGUCCCGUCACCUCCCACAUCUCCAAGGUGCUCUUCGGCGAGGAGGACGGCCUGCUGCGCGUUGACUGCAUGCGCUACAACCGGGCUGUCAGGGACCUGGGGCCCGUGAUCAGCACCGGCCUGCUGCACCUCACAGAGGAUGGCGUCUUCUGCCCGCUGGCUGUUGCAGAUGGGGGAAAAAGCUCCCCCCCUUCCAUCAAACCCGGUGAAGAGGCCCUGGUCACAAUCAAACUGGACGAGAAGGAAGGCAGUGAGGCCAGUGACAGCAAAGAGAAGGUGGGACUUGGCAGGACCAGUGAUCACCCUGGGGGGGAAAAGUAUUCUCCCAAGGAGCUGCUGGCACUGCUGAAGUGUGUGGAGGCAGAGAUUGCAAACUACGAGGCCUGCCUGAAGGAAGAGGUGGAGAAGAGGAAGAAAUUCAAGAUCGACGACCAGAGGAGAACCCAUAACUAUGAUGAGUUCAUCUGUACCUUCAUCUCCAUGCUGGCCCAGGAAGGCAUGCUGGCAAGCCUGGUGGAGCAGAACAUCUCCGUCCGCAGGCGGCAGGGCGUCAGCAUUGGCCGCCUGCACAAGCAGAGGAAGCCGGACCGCCGGAAACGCUCCCGCCCCUAUAAAGCCAAGCGGCAGUAGCCUGGGAGUCAAGACUGUGUGAAGAAGCAGCUGGGCUUUGUGGCUUUGGGUAGUGGCACUUGGAUCUAUGGUACCCUUUGCCAAAGGAAGAGGGACCACAGCAACAAGCCCUCGGCUGAGGUGGAGCCUGGGGACAAAGAGAAAUCGGGUUUUUCUCGGAGCCUGGGUUGUGAACGGCAGGAGUCGCGGCAGCAGAAGGCAAGCACAAGGGCCCCGCUACCUGACUGUGCCACAGCAGCGCCCAGAGGCCCUGGGCCUGCGCUUCGGUGCCGUGGCUGAGGCCUGUGGCAGGAGGGGAAGAGCCCACCUGGCGGUGGCAGAUCUGGCGUUGUGGGAACGCCAGCGCUGCCCACAUGAGGCUGUGCUGGCCACAGCUGGCUGUGGCUUGUCCUCCUGUGUCCAGGCCUUCAGGUCUGCUUCCCCAGGACAUUGGUGUCUGUGUUUUCUAUCCCUUUCCCUCCCUCCCUUAUUUUUGGUUCUGCCUCACACUUUUGCUGUUGUUGAGCGAGGCGGCUCCUGGGCAGAGCCCCUUCUGCCCCCACCCAGCCUCUGCUGCAGUGCCCUGUUCCCACAGCUGGUCAGGCAGGUCCUGCCUUCCCCUGCCCUCAGCACUCCGGGGAUGGCAACACCCCCUGCCAGCAUGGCCAGGCUCCUCGGGGGGGCCAUGGCAGCUCUAGUGCCAGCUGAGGAGGGGUGGGCUCGUCCCUGGAGCUGGGCUUUGUGCCCAGCCCUCUGGGGGGGUGUUGGGGGAUGGCGCGUGGCUCUGCUGCCCUGGUGCUCUCCUAGGGACCAGCUCUGUGGCCCUGGCAGUGUCUGCAGGUCACAGUGUUGCUCCAGGCCCAGCCCCCAGAGGAAACCCCCUGAACUGUGAACAGACCAAGUCCGAGGGUGGCCUCGGUGCAGCCGGGCCUGGCACCAGGGUGGACGCUGGAUGUGGAAGCGCUUGGUGCCCUUGGCAAAGCGCUCCAGGGUGGGGAGAGGGGGGUGGUAGCUGUAAUGCCCAGGGUGGGCUGUGGACUGCAGGGGCAGGUGGCAGCAGUGCUGGGAGCCCAAAGCUGCUGCUCGCUGG